ACAGUUUUAAACUGACGCGAUCUUAAUCCAUCAGCAUUUUUAAAGUCGGUAGAGUUCACAUAUACUAAAUUUGAAUAUUACAAGUGUAAACUGAUUAUACGUUUUAAACAGAAUGAACUUUUCAGACUUUUUAAGAGGAAACAGUUUAUAUAAGAAUAUCAUUUAAUCAAUGAAUCGCAGUGUAGUAAAAAUGUGUAAAUAAAAGCUGAAAUGAAUUUUUAGUUAAAAUUUUCACUUUGAAAAAUACAAAAUCCAUUAAUUGAUUCAACAGUAAAUAAACUGCUUUAUUAUGAAUAUUGUAAAUUUUAGUAGCAUAUUUAAUCGCUGUUUGAAUGCAGCUGCACACAAUAUCAAUAAAAUUUCGGUCAGAACUCCGGUUACUGUUCCUACAAAAGGGACACGAAAAAUUAAGAAUGCUAGGCGAUACAAACGCCCUGAAGACUUAGUAGAUCCUUACUAUUAUGGCUUGGGACCAAAGAAGGAGGUUCAAUCUAUGGCUCAGUCUAUUUCAGACAGAGGUUUUGCAAGAGAGCAACAGGCCUACCAACCAUCCCCUAACGUAGAUGAACAACUUCUAAGCAUUAGUAAGAAAAUAUUUGGCUCUGAGUUAAGUGCAGAGUGGAAAAAUCAUCCCUUAGAUGAUCUUCUAUUGAAAUAUAAGGUAAUUACUAAAUCUAUAGAGACGUUCAAGAGAAAUGUUCCAAAUUCAAUGCUUCAUAGGAUGAAAACAUUAGAAGAUCUCUUAACAUACUUCAGUACGCCAGUUGAUGGAGCUUUGCCUUAUGAUGCACUUCUGAGAGACAAUGAAAAGCUUCCUCCUAAUUUGCAUAUUAUGUCUGACACUCCUACUUUCAACCCUGACACAGACUCCUUUUUCGAUGGCAUCACUGCAUAUCCUGGCCGAAAAAGAAUUGUUUACACUAAAACUGGAGAAAAAUUUGAAAAAAUUAUUGAAUGGCCAAAUAUCUAAUAUUGUUCAUUACUACCUAAUUUUAAAUAUGCAGUUGUAUAAAUAAAUGUGUUCAUGUUUUA
Messenger RNA from Parasteatoda tepidariorum (common house spider), 1032 nucleotides. It is a transcript of the gene mRpL50, whose product is annotated as mitochondrial ribosomal protein L50. NCBI's taxonomy places the organism in Eukaryota, Metazoa, Arthropoda, Arachnida, Araneae, Theridiidae. The record is from RefSeq and is a predicted model, not a curated record. Gene Ontology annotation, cellular component: mitochondrial large ribosomal subunit; mitochondrion.